UUAAAAAUUACUGUCGUCACAACAUUUUUCCAGUAAAUACUCAUCUCAUUUUAUUUUGAAAGCUUUGGGCCGGAAGUUGCAUUGCUUUGGCGUGGCUGGAAAGAAAUAGACGCGCAUUCAGCUAGUGGGGCGAACCUCUGCUAUGGCUGAGACCCACAGCUUACAGGACCUCCAGCAACCAGCUGUGUCCUCCAAGGUGUUCAUCCAAAGAGACUACAGCUCAGGCACCAUAUGCAAGUUCCAGACCAAGUUCCCCUCAGAGCUUGAGUCAAGGAUCGAUAAGCAGCAGUUUGAGGAGACCAUUCAGACGCUAAACAACCUGUAUGCAGAAGCAGAAAAACUCGGGGGGAAGUCCUACCUGGAGGGCUGUCUGGCUUGCCUAACGGCCUACACCAUCUUCCUCUGCAUGGAAACACAUUAUGAAAAGGUGUUAAAGAAGAUUGCCAGAUACAUUAAGGACCAGAAUGAGAAGAUCUAUGCUCCCAGAGGCUUGCUGCUGACUGACCCCAUAGAGAGAGGCCUCCGAGUUGUUGAAAUUACCAUCUUUGAAGACAGAAGUAUUGGCUCUGGAAGAUAAAAGAAUCCAUUCAGGUUGAAGACUCCUUAUCUUUCUGACAGCACAUAAUCAGAGUCCCGCUUCACCUAAAUGUUGUAUAGGAUUUUGAUCUGAUCCUCUUUUUCCCCCCCUGUUAUUUAUAAGUGCUCUACUUUCUGCCUAACCUUAUAUGUUUAUAAAUGUCUUCAUGUCUUUUUAUACUCAUCAUGACCUUAGUUGAUAAAGACCAGUCUCUAUGAAUUGUGCCAUUGUGUUAAAUGCCAUUUUUGAUUAUGGUAGUUUUGUGUGAUUUGACUUGUGUGCUUUAUAAAAGACAUAAAGUAAAAAAAAAAAAAAAACCCUCAAAAAACAUUACUGCUGUAGAAACAGGUUGGGAUGGAGUUGUUGGUAUGGUUUUGGGUAGUUCUCCACACAAUGUGUUUAGCCACAUUACGGUUGUUGGCAUUGAUGAUGCAGAUGUUCUAUCCGUGUAUAAAUGUCACCUUUUUUCUUGUGCUGGAGCAGAUCAUGUCUUUUUCACACUUGCAUAUUAUUGGGAUUUGUGAGCUGAAGUUGGGUGACUUCCAAGAUGGAGCAUGUUUACCUUUUUAAUAAGAUCACUUCAAUAGUAACAUGUCCUUCUCCUUCACUAAAAUCUUCCUGAAUCGUGCUCAUCAGCCCUACAUAUUUGUCAAACUUCCUGCAAUGUUGCAAACAACAUCCCCUUGUUCACAAUCACCAAACAGUCCGUGAUUGCUGUAUAUGGUGUUCGGACAACUGGUCUACUUUUCUUACAAUUAUUAUGGUUUAUCUAAAUAAAUAAUAAUUUCCUGAAAA
Messenger RNA from Haplochromis burtoni (Burton's mouthbrooder), 1372 nucleotides. It is a transcript of the gene golga7, whose product is annotated as golgin A7. Gene Ontology annotation, cellular component: Golgi stack; palmitoyltransferase complex. Lineage: Eukaryota; Metazoa; Chordata; Actinopteri; Cichliformes; Cichlidae. The record is from RefSeq and is a predicted model, not a curated record. The transcript is spliced from 6 exons. Gene Ontology annotation, biological process: Golgi to plasma membrane protein transport; peptidyl-L-cysteine S-palmitoylation; protein targeting to membrane. Bases 143 to 577 code for a protein of 144 amino acids.